AUACAACAACGUCGAGGCCUUCCACUUUCAAUUCUCUGCAAAUUGUCCACAAACAAGGUGCGCAUGUUUCGACGAUACACCAACAAUUUAGCCUAUAUAUCCUUCUAACUAUUCUAUAAAAACCUGUCCAUUUCUUCAACUUCAAACAUAAAAAAUAAAAAUAAACAGAGUAUUUUCUUUGAUUCCUAAUAUUUUCUUGUCCAUCUCCUCUUAAUUAGUAGCUCGCAAAAGCUCAGACGGUAAGUCAUGGGAGCCUGUGCGAGCAAACCUAAGGAUUUCGAUAAGGAGUUGGCCCCUGCCCCUGAGCCUGCCACCCCCAAAAAGACCGAGCAGGAGACCCCUGUCCCUGCUUCUCAGGAGAAGAAAGAUGGGGAGGAGGCUAAAAAGGAAGAGCCUUCGGUAGAUGUGUCUGCACCAGCAUCAGAGGCUCCCAAGAUUGAUGAAGUAACCGCUGCUACCGCCCCGGCGGCCGCCGAGGAGGUGAAGCCUGCAAAGGAGGAGGAGAAGAAGACUGAGGAAGUCAAACCAGAGGAGAAGAAGGUAGCUGAAGAGGCCCCAAAACCUGCUGCUCAGUAAAUAAUAAUAAAACAAAAAUACAAUCCUUAAACCCCCUUUGUUAAUUUUCAUUUGCAUCUAAUUUUUGUUCUGUCACAUAUUGGAAUGUUUUGCUACUUUUUUCAUUUGUUGUGGUAAAAGAAAAACAAAAAAUAAAUAAAGAAAAGUUUCCAAACA
Messenger RNA from Capsicum annuum, 732 nucleotides. RefSeq names its product major latex allergen Hev b 5-like. Bases 247 to 576 code for a protein of 109 amino acids. The transcript is spliced from 2 exons. NCBI's taxonomy places the organism in Eukaryota, Viridiplantae, Streptophyta, Magnoliopsida, Solanales, Solanaceae. The record is from RefSeq and is a predicted model, not a curated record.